AUGGGCAGAGCAUCCUCAUCAGUUGCUAAAAAGCAAAGACAUGAUCCUCUUAUGAAAGAUCUUGAUAACUCUCAAGGUAUAUUAAAGACAACAGAAAAAAAGGUUAUAUCCCACAGCAAUGGUACUGAUGACUAUGACGAUAAAGAUGAAGAGUACGUUGAUUCCAAAGCAUCUGCAAAGAUUUUACAAUUAGCUAGAGAACAACAAAAUGAAAUUGCAGAAGAAGAAGAAGUUGAAGCCCAGAAAAAUCUUGCCCAAGCCUCGAGAUUUCAUACUAAGAGUUAUAAUGAUGACUCAGAUGAUGAUGAUGAUUAUUUAGCUAAUGAAGAUAUAUCAGAUUUCGAACCUGAAGGUGAGUAUGAAGAAGAGGAAGAAGAAGUGAUUGAAAUUGAUGAAGAAGAUGCAGCCAUGUUUGAUCAAUAUUUUAAAAAGUCUUCUGAUUUCAACUCUCUUGAUGGAAGUUAUAACUUAGCUGAUAAAAUCAUGGCCUCUAUUAGAGAAAAGGAAAAUCAAUGGAAUUCUGAAACACCACAAAGCGCUGACAGAGAAACCCAAUCUCAUGAAGUAUCUGGUCUAAGAACUGGUGAAGGUGUGGCUCUUCCAGAGAAGGUUAUUAGAGCUUAUACUGCUGUUGGAAGUAUUUUGAGAACUUGGACACAUGGUAAACUACCGAAACUAUUCAAAGUUAUCCCUACUCUAAACAACUGGCAAGAUGUUUUGUACGUGACAGAUCCAGAAUCCUGGUCUCCACAUGUUGUAUAUGAAGCUACUAAAUUAUUUGUAUCGAACAUGAAAGCUAAGGAAGCACAAAUAUUUAUUAAUAUAGUCUUAUUGGAAAGAUUCCGCACAAAUAUUGAAGAUUCUCAAGACCAUUCUUUAAAUUAUCAUAUAUACCGUGCAAUUAAGAAAUCUUUGUAUAAGCCAAGUGCCUAUUUCAAAGGUUUCCUUUUCCCAUUGGUUGAAACUGGUUGUAAUAUCCGUGAAGCCACUAUUGCAGGUAGUGUUUUAGCUAAAGUUUCCGUUCCAGUUUUACACUCUUCCGCUGCUUUAAGUUAUUUAUUGAGAUUGCCAUUUUCUCCAGCUACAACAGUUUUUAUCAGAAUAUUAUUAGAUAAGAAAUAUGCUUUACCAUAUCAAACCAUUGAUGAAUGUGUUUAUUACUUUAUGAGAUUUAGAAUCUUGGAGGAUGGUAGUAAUGGUGAAGAUGCUACUAGAGUGUUACCUGUUGUCUGGCAUAAAGCUUUCUUAACAUUUGCUCAACGUUAUAAGAAUGAUAUUACUCAAGAUCAAAGAGACUUCUUGUUAGAGACUGUUCGUCAAAGAGGACACAAAGCCAUUGGUCCAGAGAUUAGAAGAGAAUUAUUAGCUGGGUCCAGUAGAGAGUUUGUAGGAGAAGCAGGCGAAAAGGACGACUUAAUGCUUGAUAUCGAAUAG
This is a messenger RNA of Henningerozyma blattae CBS 6284, 1434 nucleotides long. RefSeq names its product snoRNA-binding rRNA-processing protein ENP1 (gene ENP1). Gene Ontology annotation, cellular component: preribosome, small subunit precursor; nucleolus; cytoplasm. NCBI's taxonomy places the organism in Eukaryota, Fungi, Ascomycota, Saccharomycetes, Saccharomycetales, Saccharomycetaceae. Gene Ontology annotation, biological process: rRNA processing. The record is from RefSeq and is a predicted model, not a curated record. The transcript has a single exon. The coding region runs from base 1 to 1434 and encodes 477 amino acids. Gene Ontology annotation, molecular function: snoRNA binding.